Messenger RNA from Yamadazyma tenuis ATCC 10573, 1418 nucleotides. RefSeq names its product Apm1p (gene APM1). Gene Ontology annotation, molecular function: clathrin-cargo adaptor activity. Gene Ontology annotation, cellular component: clathrin adaptor complex; clathrin-coated vesicle. The record is from RefSeq and is a predicted model, not a curated record. Lineage: Eukaryota; Fungi; Ascomycota; Pichiomycetes; Serinales; Debaryomycetaceae. Gene Ontology annotation, biological process: vesicle-mediated transport; intracellular protein transport.
AACAACGAAACUCACUGCUGUUAGUGUGAAAUAUGGCAUCCCAGAUUCAUUUUUUGGAUAUCAAGGGCAAGUCCUUGUUGUCCAGAGACUACAGAGGCGACAUAGACACCAGUGCUAUAGAAAAGUUCCCGCUUUUGUUGUUGGAGUUGGAAAAUACAUCCAACUCCACCGGCUCAGCAACGGAUGAUUCGAAUUAUAGACCCUUCAUACAUCACCAAGGAGUCAACUAUGUGUUCAUAAAUCACAACAACCUUUACAUAUGUGCAUUGACAUUGAAGAAUGAAAACAUCAUGUCCAUUAUAAUAUUUUUAUCCAAGCUCGUGGAAGUUUUGACUCAAUAUUUCAAACACUUGGAAGAAGAAUCUAUCAGAGAUAACUUUGUAAUUAUCUACGAAUUGCUUGAUGAAAUGAUGGACUUUGGGUUGGCUCAAACCACGGACACAAAGAUAUUGAAAGAAUACAUCACGCAGGAUUACUAUAAAUUGAUCAGAAAUACACCGUCUAGAGUUGUCCAGCCGCCCAACGCUGUGACCAACUCGGUUAGUUGGAGAAAAGAAGGCAUUUUCUACAAGAAGAACGAAGCGUUUUUGGAUGUCAUCGAAUCUAUCAAUAUGUUGAUCAAUGCCAAUGGCCAGGUGUUGAAUAGCGAGAUCUUGGGAGAAGUCAAAAUCAAGUCUCAUUUGAGCGGUAUGCCUGACUUGAGAUUGGGCUUGAACGAUAAAGGUAUAUUCAACACCAAUGAGGAGACCGGUGGCAGCACCAAUGCUAAAGGUAUUGAGAUGGAAGACAUCAAGUUUCAUCAGUGUGUUAGAUUGUCGAAGUUUGAAAACGAGAGAAUCAUCACAUUCAUUCCUCCGGAUGGGGAGUUCACAUUAAUGUCUUAUCGGUUGUCUUCUACGCAAUUUUUGAUGAAGCCAUUGAUUGCCGUGAACUGCAAAACCAAGGUUCACAAGCAUUCGAGAAUUGAAAUCUUGUGCUCGGUGAAAGCACUGAUCAAAAAGAAGUCCACUGCCAAUAACGUGGAGAUUGUUAUUCCAAUUCCUGAUGAUGCCGAUACUCCUAAGUUUGUUCCUGAGUAUGGGACAGUCAAAUGGAUCCCAGAGAAGUCGUGUAUCAUUUGGAAGUUGAAGACAUUCCCCGGUGGUAAACUGUACCAUAUGAAAGCCGAAUUGGGCUUGCCAGCCGUUGAUAACGAUGACAACUACAUCUUAAAGAAGCCUAUUAAGGUGAAUUUUUCCAUUCCUUAUUUCACCACAUCCGGAAUCCAAGUGAGGUACUUGAGAAUCAAUGAGCCUAAGUUACAAUACCAAAGUUAUCCAUGGGUCAGGUACAUAACUCAAUCUGGUGAAGAUUACACCAUCAGAACCAAGUAGUACAUAAUUCUCAGUAAAGCUAAAUAGAUAUUUUUCGCACCAGUG